CAUGCCUCGUGGCCAGAAGAGCAAGCUCCGUGCCAGAAAGAAGCGCCAACAGGCUCGUGCUGAGACCCAAAAGCUAGGAGAUGCUCAGGCCAAGGCAGCAGCGGAAGGAGAAGGAUCCUCCUCGCCCCCUCCUGUUGCCGAGGGUGCUUCCCAGUGCUCCCCUGCUUCUGGCACUCCCCAGCAGCCUCAAAGGGCCCCAGUCAAUACCAAUGCUGCAGGUGUUUCCCGCAGGAAGCGUGAUGUUAAUGCCAAGAGCCAAGAUGAAGAAAAACCGAGUACCUCCAGGGCCUCUACUUCUACUUGGAGCCCCAGAUAUGAUCACCUUUCAAGAAAGGAGGGAAUGAUUGUCCAGCUGAUGCUGUGCAAGUAUACAAUGCAAGAGCCCAUUACCAAGGCAGAUAUGAUGAAGCUUAUCAAUAAGAAGUCCAGAGAGCACUUCCCUGAGAUCUUCAGAAGAGCCUCUGAGCGCCUAGAUAUCAUCUUUGGCCUUCAUUUGAAGAAAAUCAAGCCAACUGGUCACUCCUACAUAGUGAUCAGCAACCUAGAGCUCAAUGAGGAUGGGACACCCCGCAGAGACUCGGGGUGUCCUAAAAAUGGGCUUCUAAUGCCUCUCCUGAGUAUGAUUUUCCUGAAUGGUAAUCGUGCCUCUGAGGAAGAGAUCUGGAAAUUCCUGAAUAUGUUAGGGAUCUUCGAUGGAAAAGUGCACUUCAUCUUUGGGGAGCCCAGAAAGCUCAUCACCCAAGAUUUGGUGCAGAAGCAGUAUCUGGAGUACCGUCGGGUGCCCCACAGCCAGCCUCCCCGCUACGAGUUCCUCUGGGGCCCCAGAGCCCAAGCUGAAAUUAGCAAAAUGAAAGUGCUGGAGUUGUUAGCCAAGAUGAAUGAUAUUACUCCUGAUGCUUUACCAACUCUUUAUGAAGAGGCUCUGAGAGAUGAGGAGGAGAGAGCCAGAGCCAGGGCUGCAGCCACGGAUAUGCCUACUGCUGAGGCCAGUGAGCCUCCCAAGACCACAGCCAACAACUAAUCUCACCCCUUCUGGAGUCUGAAGUCCAUUCUUCACUUUGACAUUGGAAAAAGCCUGUUAACUGUU
Messenger RNA from Erinaceus europaeus (western European hedgehog), 1087 nucleotides. Its product is annotated as melanoma-associated antigen B4-like. The record is from RefSeq and is a predicted model, not a curated record. The transcript has a single exon. Gene Ontology annotation, biological process: negative regulation of transcription by RNA polymerase II. Lineage: Eukaryota; Metazoa; Chordata; Mammalia; Eulipotyphla; Erinaceidae. Bases 2 to 1021 code for a protein of 339 amino acids. Gene Ontology annotation, cellular component: nucleus.